Glarea lozoyensis ATCC 20868 is the source of this 858-nucleotide messenger RNA. RefSeq lists its product as uncharacterized. The record is from RefSeq and is a predicted model, not a curated record. The transcript has a single exon. Lineage: Eukaryota; Fungi; Ascomycota; Leotiomycetes; Helotiales; Helotiaceae. Bases 1 to 858 code for a protein of 285 amino acids.
AUGUUUGAACACUUUACGUUCGGCGCUCAAGCGCAGACACGACCACAAGAGGAUUGGGAUGCUUCCCCAACAGAUAUCUCCUGCUCUGAGCCACCUUCGGCUUCAUCGACUUCAUUCCCGUUUAACUGGGAAGAGUCGCAGCCGGAGCUUGGUUCUAUCGUACAACAAAUGAGCAGACAAUCCCUAUCACACGAAAGCGAGACGUCACAGCCUUCCAUAUGGCAAACCACAUUACCAAGUCCGAUAACUGACUUCGACGACAAUUGCGAUCCAUUUAAUAUCGAGGAUCUUGCUUUUGUCUCAACGACCCGAGGCAUGGCGAAAGUUAAAGCGGGUUAUAGCGAUGCUGCACCUAUGACGCUGCAAGCCCCGUCCAACCACGGAAGGGUCGCAUGUCGACGGGUUCAACGACAACGAAACACCCAGAUGCAAGCCUGCGCAAAGCACGUUCGGGAUAUUAGUGCAUUGGUCGAGGAUAUGGUCGAUGGCAAUUCACAAUGUACACUACACAAAACAACAUCGAACCAAAACCUCUGGAGUCCGCAAACAGUUCCAGCCAAGCAAUCAGACGACAAGUCGAUCUUCUCUCCUUUAUAUUUUGAGAAUCGUGGGAUAAGUCCAGAUCCCAACCCCGAAGACGACGAGGGGUUCGCGGAAAUGGAAGAGCAGAUUACUGCGUUGAAGGAGGAGCUGUCGUUGAGGAGGUGUACGCCGAGUGGGAUCAGGAAACAUAGUGGAUUAAAGUAUCGUGGGAGUAUUGAGGGGAUGAACAGUCAGUUGGUUGUUAAUGGGAAGCUCAAGGUGCGAUCCAUGCCUAGGAUGAGGAAAAGAAACAGAAUCUUGCCGGUUGCGGAAUGA